AUGGAGAAGAUUAAGGAAUCUCUCAUUUUGUCUCCAAUACGAAUUCAGUUUUAUAACAUCAAUGCCAAGCCAGGUAGACCAAAAAGAGAUCUACAACCUGCUCUACCACUUUGUUCACCUUAUCAUAAAAAAGAAGUUGAUACAACUGAACGCAUUUCACGUUUGGAACAAAGGGUUGCGGGUUCUCCGUUUUUGGCUAUGUAUAAUCCCAGGGAAAAGAUCUAUGAAUCUGACAAUGGAUUUGCUGGUAUAAGAUCUGUGAUGGAGUCUCUCAUACCAGGUUGUAGGAUUCACGGAGGUGUUAUUGAUUUAUCGUCCGUUUUUCUAAUUGAUCUUGAAAAAUAUAAAGAUCAUCCUCGAGUCAGUUAAUUCAAAAUAAUGUAGAUGGAAAGGUUUCAGAUGGACAUGCUGACUAAAGACAAUGUUGUUGACUGUGGGUUAUUCAUGAUGAGACACAUGGAAGUUUGUCGUGGUGGUGGAGUGGAGAAGUUAGAUGCUGAUUUUUUGCCUGAGUGUACCAUUCAAUGGAUGCAAUUGGCUAAAAUGAGGAAGAAAUAUGUUUGAAGUUGUUUUUGUCAGACAUGAAUUGGUGAAAAGGUUCAUUUGUUACAACUCCUCAGGAUUAUGAUAAUCUAACAAGCUACAAGUGGAAGAAGAUUUACACUGAAGGUUAUUUACACGAAGUUGAAGUCAGGGUUAAAGCAAUAGUUGUUCUCUGAUUAUUGGA
This is a messenger RNA of Lactuca saligna, 727 nucleotides long. Lineage: Eukaryota; Viridiplantae; Streptophyta; Magnoliopsida; Asterales; Asteraceae. The record is from the annotation of a GenBank genome assembly.